AUGAACCCCCUAGGGGCGCCCCGGGAGCCGGGUGGGGAGAGAGUAGCACCGGAGCCCAGUCAUCAGACGCGCCCUGGGGCCUGGGCUGCGGUGUUGACGCGCCAACAGCAGCGAGAGCGCGUUCACGCGUGCGAGGCAGAAAAGAGGAGCGCGCUCGGCUACCGCGGCCGCCACGGAGCCGCGAGCGCGAGCCACGGAGGGGUGGGCAGCGCGGGGCGCGCGCUGACGUCGCCGGGAGUCACGCACGGAGCGCCGGGUUACGCGCCGACGUCUGGCUGCCACGACUCGCCGUGGCGGCGGCGGCGGCGGCGAGCGGAUCCCGCUAGGGGAGAAGGGGAGAGAGCUGAAGGGGCUGUGAGUGAGCGGGAGGAGCGGGGUGCCAGCCCGGCCUGCCCGCUGGAGCGAAAGCCAGAGCGAACGAGGCCGGAACCCACCGCGCGGCCGCCGCCUCCGCCUCCUCCCCUCCCCUCGCGGCCCGCCCCCGCCCGCAGCCCGCCCUCCUCGCGGCUCAGCCCGCAGAGCCCGAGUGAGGCGCCGUUCGGCUCGCGCGCCGUCCAGAACAGGUGUGCGCGCGCCUCCCCCUCCCUCCUCCUCGCGCCCGCCUCGCGCGCGCCCGCCUCCCUCCAGCCUGCGCCCUCCCUCACCUGCGGCAGGACAGCGCCCGCCAGCCCGCCCGCCCCGGUAAGCCCCUCGCGACCUUGCUUGCUGUCACUGACACACUCGAGGUGCCGCCCACCUUGCCCCUGCAACUGUCCUCUCAGCGCAGGAAUAAUUAUAGUGCCAUUGCAGACCCAGGCAGUGCAGCAACGCCCCCCCACCCCGGGCCUGGCGGAGACGAACGAAUGA
Rattus rattus (black rat) is the source of this 846-nucleotide messenger RNA. RefSeq names its product vegetative cell wall protein gp1-like. Bases 1 to 846 code for a protein of 281 amino acids. The transcript has a single exon. Lineage: Eukaryota; Metazoa; Chordata; Mammalia; Rodentia; Muridae. The record is from RefSeq and is a predicted model, not a curated record.